Rattus norvegicus (Norway rat) is the source of this 1673-nucleotide messenger RNA. NCBI's taxonomy places the organism in Eukaryota, Metazoa, Chordata, Mammalia, Rodentia, Muridae. The record is from RefSeq and is a predicted model, not a curated record.
AGCUUGGAGGUGAUGUCAUGGCGAGAGCCCAGCAGUGGUGCUGAUGUUGAGAGAAGCUCAGGGUACCACUAAUUGAAGGAGUGAGAAGAGAACAGCUCGCUUUGGAAACCGGACUGCAGGCUAAACUGGCUUCUUUUGAAUCCUUGGAAGCAUAAAGGACAAGUAGCAGGGCUCGCAGUCUUCCAUUUGUCACUGGAGAAGAACUUAUAAUUCAGAAGAUCUGGGUCUGGACCCAGGCUGACCACUUUGGAGCUUUGAGACUCUGGGUCUAGCUCCAACCAGCUUAAGAACAAUCUCUGUGAGCAUAGCUUUCUCAGCCAUCUGCUUCCAUGCAGGGUUCAUUUGGCAGAUCUCCUCCUUGCCUGACCUAUAAAGGCUCAUUUCAGGAUCUCCUUAGACCCUCUCAACCUCUUGGAUUGUGAUCCAGUUCUGAGCUGGUGAUAAACACUCCUUGUGACUUUUGGUCAAUUCAGCUACCAGAUUCCAGCCAACAUGACCCUCGCAGCCUAUAAGGAGAAGAUGAAGGAACUCCCACUAGUGUCUCUGUUCUGCUCCUGUUUUCUGUCUGAUCCCCUGAAUAAAUCAUCCUACAAAUAUGAAGGCUGGUGUGGGAGACAGUGUAGGAGGAAAGGUCAAAGCCAGCGGAAAGGCAGUGCUGACUGGAGAGAAAGAAGAGAACAGGCAGAUACGGUAGACCUGAACUGGUGUGUCAUCUCUGAUAUGGAAGUCAUCGAGCUGAAUAAGUGUACCUCGGGCCAGUCCUUUGAAGUCAUCCUGAAGCCACCUUCCUUUGACGGGGUGCCUGAGUUUAAUGCCUCCCUCCCAAGACGUCGAGACCCAUCGCUAGAAGAGAUACAGAAGAAGCUAGAAGCAGCAGAGGAGCGAAGGAAGUACCAGGAAGCUGAGCUCCUAAAACACCUUGCAGAGAAACGAGAGCAUGAGCGUGAGGUAAUCCAGAAAGCUAUCGAGGAAAACAACAACUUCAUCAAGAUGGCGAAAGAGAAGCUGGCCCAGAAGAUGGAGUCCAAUAAGGAAAACCGGGAGGCCCAUCUGGCUGCCAUGUUGGAGCGGCUGCAAGAGAAGGACAAGCACGCAGAGGAGGUGCGGAAAAACAAGGAGCUGAAGGAAGAGGCCUCCAGGUAAAGCCCAGAGGCCAAGGAAGUUUCCAGGACAGCCGGACAGCUCCCGCAGCAACCUGGUUCCAGCAGCAUCGGCCGCUGGCUGCUCUCCCAGCACUGGGGUUCGGGGGGAGGGGGGUGGCCAAAGGGGCGUUUCCUCUGCUUUUGGUGUUUGUACAUGUAAAAGAUUGACCAGUGAAGCCAUCCUAUUUGUUUCUGGGGAACAAUGAUGGGGUGGGAGAGGGGACAGAGAGUGUGUGGAAAAGGAGGUGAAGAUGAGCCCGAGGACUUUGUGACACUGUCCACUGACUGCAGACUUGGGCCAAGGCCCCCGCUUUUCACGGCUCUGCCUGGACAUUCGGCCUCCAGGUUCCUAGUGGAGAGAAGAUGUGACAGAAGUUCAGAGUGAAGGGCCGAGUCCUGGUGGGGUGGUGUGCAGGGCCAGCAGGACGAGCCCGUCUGGAUGGAGUGAAACCUACCCUGAGCGGGUGGGAUAAGGUCUGUGUGCGUCUGUUCAUUGUCAUCUUUUGAUCAUCAUGACCAACGAAACAUUUA